UUCAGCUUCCGGAAGCUGUGGGCUUUCACCGGCCCCGGAUUCCUCAUGAGCAUUGCCUUUCUGGACCCGGGGAACAUCGAGUCGGACCUGCAGUGCGGGGCCGUCGCUGGGUUCAAGUUGCUGUGGGUGCUGCUCUGGGCCACCAUCCUGGGGCUGCUGUGCCAGCGGCUGGCGAUCAGGCUGGGUGUGGUCACGGGACUGGACCUGGGUGAGGUCUGCUACCAGUACUACCCAAAGGUACCGCGCGUGCUGCUCUGGAUCACGAUCGAGAUCGCCAUCAUUGGUUCCGACAUGCAGGAGGUGAUCGGGACGGCCAUCGCUUUCAGCCUCCUCUCAGCCGGACGCAUCCCCCUGUGGGGCGGAGUCCUCAUCACCAUCAUCGACACCCUCUUCUUCCUCUUCCUGGAUAAAUACGGUCUCCGGAAGCUGGAAGCCUUUUUCGGUCUCCUGAUCACUAUCAUGGCAGUGACCUUUGGCUACGAGUACGUGGUGGUACGGCCUGCCCAGACGGAGGUGCUGAAGGGCAUAUUCUUCCCCUACUGCCGCGGCUGCGGGCGGGAGGAGCUGCUGCAGGCUGUGGGCAUCGUGGGCGCCAUCAUCAUGCCGCACAAUAUCUACCUCCACUCCUCCCUGGUCAAGACCCGCGAAGUGACGCGCUCCCAGAGGCAGGAGGUGAGCGAGGCCAACAAGUACUUCCUGAUUGAGUCCUGCAUCGCCCUCUUCAUCUCCUUCCUCAUCAACCUCUUCGUCAUGGCCGUCUUCGGCCAGGCCUUCUACCACCGCACCAACCAGGACGUGUACAACGUUUGCGCCAACAGCAGCGUCAGCCAGUACGCCCCCAUCUUCCCCAGGAACAACGAGACGGUCUCCGUGGACAUCUACCAAGGGGGCGUCAUUCUGGGCUGUUACUUCGGCUCCGUUGCUCUCUAUAUCUGGGCCAUCGGGAUUCUGGCAGCGGGGCAGAGUUCCACCAUGACCGGGACCUACGCUGGGCAGUUUGUCAUGGAGGGGUUCCUGCAGCUGCGCUGGUCCCGCUUUGCCCGCGUGCUCUUCACCCGCUCCUUCGCCAUCCUCCCCACCGUCUUCAUCGCCGCCUUCAAGGACGUCAGCCACCUGACGGGGAUGAACGACCUGCUCAACGUGCUACAGAGCAUCCUGCUCCCCUUCGCCGUCCUCCCAGUUCUCACUUUCACCAGCAUGCGGCCGCUCAUGCAGGAGUUCACCAAUGGCAUUGUCGGGAAGGUGCUGAUGAUCCUCAUCACCGGGCUGAUCUGCGCCAUUAACCUCUACUUCGUGGUGAUCUACAUCCCUACGCUGGGCAGCAUUGCCUACUACAUCCCCCUGGCCUUCGUGCUGGCCGGCUACGUGGCCUUCACCGCCUACCUGAUCUGGAUGUGCUGCAUUGCACACGGAGCCGACUUCCUGGCCUGCGGCCGCCACAGCCAGUUCUCCUACGGGCUCCCCUCCACCGACCCCCCAGGCGGGGCAGGGCCCCGAUGACGCGUCGUGCCCUGCCCCUGGGCACUCGCGCCACAGGACUGGGCUGCCUCUGGGUUUGUCGCCAUCCCAGGAGGGAAGGAAGCCAUCGCCACGCAGUCACCGCUACCGGCAGGGCCAGGGUUCAGGGCUGGGCUCCCCACUCCCCCCAUGGACUGACGGACAUGCAGCAUCCCAGGGCAUCUCCCCUUCUCAGCAAGCUCAGGGCAUGGGGGGGCGGCACUGAGCAAUUAGCACCUUCGCAGGCACCUGUGAUCACACACACACACACACCCUGCCGCCACAGCUCUGCUGGUGCUCCCCAAUCCUGACCCACAGCCCCCUGCUAUAGUCCUGGUCCCCCCGGAGUGCUGCCGGUGCCCCUCAAUCCCGACCUGCAGCUCUUGUUUAAGGUCCAGAUCCUACAUGUGAAAUAAUGACCCUAAGUUCACACUGAUUGUGGAGGUAACUGAGCCCUCGGGGGAUCCCACUGUGAGUAGCCCUUGCUGGCCAGGGUCGGGGGAAUGGGCUGGGAGGGGCCGGAGCUGUGACUGGAGUAAAAGCUGCAGUAUCCCAGAAGAAGAUUCAUGGAGAAGGAGUUCAAGUUGCAGACCCUGCCAGCCAGGCACCUCCCCGGGAAAGUGCCGCUCUGUGAAUAAACUUGAUUUCAAGGGUUCCCUA
Molecule: messenger RNA, 2157 nt
Organism: Terrapene triunguis (Three-toed box turtle)
Lineage: Eukaryota; Metazoa; Chordata; Testudines; Emydidae
Gene: SLC11A1
Product: solute carrier family 11 member 1
Exons: 13
Coding region: 46-1500 (484 amino acids)
Biological process (GO): metal ion transport
Cellular component (GO): plasma membrane
Molecular function (GO): manganese ion transmembrane transporter activity; cadmium ion transmembrane transporter activity; iron ion transmembrane transporter activity
Source: RefSeq, a predicted model, not a curated record